GCUCGUUCGAUAUCUAUUCUGAGACUGUGGCAAAAUGGUUGAAGCUGAGCUUCUGACUCGUGGAUGGCACCUGUCUAAAGAUGGGAUCGAAAGAUGCAAGGAUGGAGUAUCUGCUAUGUCAGUGGAUGCUCUCACAAAGAGGGCAUUGGAUAUUGACCUGAAGCAGAUUGGAUCCAAUGCCCUUCCAGCAGACAGUGGCAAGGCAAAGUCUGACAAGAUCCAGGGGCCCUAUGUGCUGCAGAUUCAGAAAGUUCGUAACGUAGGGGCGCCCAAAGCCAAUGAGGAAUCUUCUAUGGCCCCUACGCUUCUACGACUUCAACUCACUGACGGACAUACCACAUGCCUAGGAGUUGUCAUGGAAACGAUACCUCAAAUAAGUCUUAACACACCCCCUGGUACCAAAGCAUUAUUGAAGGGCAGUGUGGACAUGACCAAUGGAUUCCUCAUGUUAACACCAUCGACCCUCAAAGUCCUGGGUGGGAAAGUGGAGGAGAUGGUGGAGAGAUGGGAGUUGGCCAAGCAACUGGCUCACCAUACAAGAUCAACGUUGGUUGGAGAAGGUGCACCGCCCCCAUGGGUAGCAUUUGGUCAACGUAAUCGGAUUAAAAACAACACUGACAUCAAGCAGAAGAUGGACGGACCAGGCAAGAAGCGCACCCUGAACCUCGACAAGAACCGGGAGCAGACGGAACAGGAUCGUGAGUUUGAGGAGCAGAGAAAAGCAGCCAUCAAGGAACUGAGCCAGGUCAGGGGUCAAGGAGGAAAGAAGUUCGGGGGAGGUGGUACCAAGGCAGGGGGCCAAGAUAACGAGUCAAAGGAAAAUCAAGGUGGAACAAGAUCGAGCUACGAUCGAGACAGGAGAGGACCUGGUACAGGUGGAACUGGUCCUAGUGAAAGCAACAGGAACAGCCAGCCCUUCGGAAACUAUAGAGAACUGAAUUAUGAGAAAAAGCCAGAUGACAAGUCAGUAUCACAGCUUGUCAGCAUGGGAUUUUCUAAGGAGGAGGCUUUAGCUGCACUCAAGAAGCACUCAGGAAACCUUGAAGCUGCUGUUGAUUCUCUGGUUAGUGGGGCAAGCAGCCAACCAAGUGGCAGCAGUGGGAUAUCUAACACUAGGAGUACCUCAGACACUAGAGGUACCUCUGACACUAGGAGUACCUCUGACACUAGAGGUACCUCUGGACCACCACAGAGGGGCAGGGACAGGCCAGAGAGAGGAUCAGGGUUCAAAGGUCGGAGAGGAAGGCGUGGCGAAGACGACGAGGAUGAUGAAUUCUCCUCCCAGCCUUCUGCUCCUACAACUCUCUUCGACUUCCUGGAAUCCAAACUUGGUCCCAAAAAAGCAGAAGCUUUUAAACCCAAAGAAAAGGAGAGCAAAGACAAUGUGGAGAAAAAUGAGCGCUCAAGCCGCUAUGAUAGGGAUCAGUCUAAACCAGGCAGGGACGCAAGUGGGAACAAUUACAACCAUAAUGUCCGAGAGACCCCACCCCGCUUCCAGAAGCUGCAAGCCCAGAAACAAGCCCAGAGGCAGAUGGGUGACACUCAGCAGGGAAGCAAAGACAAUCGAGGGGGGAGGCGAGGGGAUAGACCUGAGAGAUUCGAUGAUCGGAGAAGAGAUGGGAAGAAGAGUAACGAAUGGACAAAUGAUAAAGAGGAUGCGUCUCAAGGGUUUAAGAACGAGUCAAGGUUCAAGAAUGAGAGACGAGACGGAGGAUACCAGGAUAGGAACGAGAGAAGGUUUGAUGGACAGUCUCGGAGUGGUGUGGCGGAUGAUCAGAAUGAUAGGGGAUAUCAGGGGAGGGAUAGGAACAACAGAUCAGACAAGUUUCAAUCUGAACGGGGACGGAGCUCCCAGAAUGAUGGAUACCAGAAUGACAAUGGCUAUCAGGGUCGUAGUAAUCGCAGAUUUGAUGGCCAGGGGAAAUCUGGCGAUACAAGCAGGUACAACAGCAACAAGAAUGAUAAUAACACUGAAAAGACCUAUCGACUGAUGGAGAGAAAGAAAGACAAUGGACCGGCACAAGAAGAAAAUCAGUCUACAAAGAGGAGCAAUGGGAGAGAGGCGCCUCAGCAGGAUGGAAUCGGGAAUUGGAAGGGGCCUGGUCAAGAAGAGAAUGCCAAGGUGAAAAAUCAAGUGAAUAUUCGACCGGAUUUCAAGAUGUUGAGCCAGCAGUCACAGCCAUUUAUACCUCAGCAGCAGCAGCAGCAGAUGGUGAGUGACGGAGGGAGGAGGGUGACUGAUGCCGGUGCCAACCAGGCUUUGAACCAGGGAUCUGUGGUGAGGACGAAAGUGAUGACCAACGGACCAGAAAUGAUUCCUCAGUCCCAAAGCAUACCCAUGCUACCAUUCAAGGUCGACGAUCACUGCCUCUCAAAGUACUGGGAAGAUCACAAGUUUUACAAAGCACAAAUUACAGCCAUUCACCCAUCAGGGAAGACUUGCAUGGUGAAGUUUGUAGAAUAUGGCAACUUUGAGGAGGUGUUGAUCACUGAUAUCAUGCCGUGUGCUGAUCAUCCCUGGACUGCGCCUCCGCCGUCAAUAGCUCCAGUUCAUCAUCAACAGCAGCAGCAGCCUCCCCAGCAGCAACCGCCCCAGCAGCAACAGUUCAUGCCUGCAGCCCCGCCCUUCCCCCAACACUACCAACAACCCCCACCUAUACCCCAGCUCGUCGCCGGCCAGACGCCCCUGGUGCAGGAUUAUGGCAACUACGACGGGUCGAUGAACCUGACCCUAGAGUUCCGGAAGGGAGGGGAGGGGCCUUUCAUCCAAAAGCAGGGCCAGGACCCGGGAGGGUUCAGGGGCGUCGACAGGCGAAGCCAGAGACCGGCUCAAGCUUUCUACCAACCUCCACCUAGGAGGUGAUGGAAUGGAUCUUAACAUGAACUUAAAGGAGUCGCAAGAUAGUGGCAGGGAAGAGGAUUGCGUCACUACUCGUUUGGGGGAAUAAACAAAGUUGACAUCACUUUAGGUAACUGCUGCUUUGCCUGGUAUUUAAACAAACAGCUGUAUCUGCAGCAAGUCUUUUGAACAAUAAAAUAAACUUAACAUAAGUCCCUCAUGAAUAUAUAAUGCAGGCAUAUAUCAAUUUGUCUUCUUCUUGAGGAUAGACUCUUUUGCCGAAGCAUAGACAAAGUGGUGUUGGAAUCGUCACUCUGGCAGAAAGGUCCUCACUAAUCUUGUUCUGGGUCCUCACAAGUAUUGGUCUGUGGAGCCCAGGCUGGAGAAUACAGGGACAGUAUAGGAGAGUUUCUGAGCUCAUUAUAUGUCACUAAUUGUAUACUGAAUGUAAUAAUAUUAUAACAAUUUUUUCAAUCUUACUGUCUAAUACAAACCUACAAUUAUGCAUCAUGUCAUUUAUUAUUCAUUGGUUACCAUUAUAAAUGGAAAGAUUAUUCAUUAUAUGCUCAAUUUUGAUUUUGUUCUCAUGUGUUAUUUCACUUCAAUGGUAGAUGGUUGAAUAUUUUUGACUUCCUGAAAAUCCUGUCCUCUCUAUUGUAUUAGUGUUUACCGAUUGUCAUGUGCCUUGCAGAAUGGCAUCUUUUCUCCAAUGUCUAAAGUGUUUAGUUGAGAUUAAGUUAUUACAUGCAGUUACAUGUACAGACUACCACAGUAGAAAGCUAUAGCUGUCUUUUAACAGUGCACAGACUGAAAUGUUUUGUGUCUUUUCAUGCUCUUCUGCCAGUCACAUGAGAUGCACAUGAUUAACAUAAUGGAUUAUCUCUUGCCCCCCCCCCUCUUGCGUACAUUUUCUUACAAUUCAGUUUGAGAUGUUUUGUUGUUAAUCAGUUAUCUAGUUGUCAGAUGCUCCCUACUGCAGGUAGUGAUUCAUUUCCCUCUCCACCAUUACAUUAUCAAAAUGCAGUAGAUUUUGUGCAUGGUAUUCAUUCAUGGUAUUAUGAUGGUAUGUGAUAGCUACAGCUCUGUCCCAGCACUAAGAUCCUUUGGCAAGACAUUAAUCAAUAUUUGCCACACUCUACCCAGGUGAGGUAAAUGGUUACAUGGCAGGACUUGAUUCCUUAAAAUGCUUAUUACUUCAGAAUAAUGACUUCAAGUGUUGCUUAAGUAAAGUUCAUACACAGUUUUCUGCUUUAGUCAUGGCAUGGCACGGUGCAACUUGUCUUUUGAAAAUGUUGAAAAAUCAGUCGUUGAGGUUGAUGGGAGCAUGGUAUUGUAAAACUGUGACUGUGAUAAGGAAUUCCUAUGAAAUCUCUUCUCUCGAGUUCUGAUAUUUAUUAUUGGCAUU
Molecule: messenger RNA, 4244 nt
Organism: Strongylocentrotus purpuratus (purple sea urchin)
Lineage: Eukaryota; Metazoa; Echinodermata; Echinoidea; Camarodonta; Strongylocentrotidae
Gene: tdrd3
Product: tudor domain-containing protein 3
Exons: 13
Coding region: 35-2863 (942 amino acids)
Cellular component (GO): nucleus
Molecular function (GO): protein binding
Source: RefSeq, a predicted model, not a curated record